GAGAAGUUCAUCCGAAAUUUAUUGGAGAAAGCCUAUAUAUCUCCAGUAAAUCUCUCUGUUCUGAGAAGCAUUCCAGAACAGAGAGAUUGGAUAUUUUGCUUAGAAAUGGAAUUCUCAUACUUCUUGUUGUUGUUUGUGGCUUUCAUCAUAGACGUUGGAGAAUGCCAAAGUAAUGGGUGUGCUAAAUUGCCGUGUGGAGCUCGUGGCCCAGUCAUCCGAUUUCCCUUCCGGGUUAACAGUCAGCCAGAGCACUGUGGGUAUCCUGGGUUUAAUCUCUCCUGCACUGAUACAAACGAUGCAGUGGUUGAGUUGCCGAAUUCAGUCAAGCUUUUUGUCAAACGGAUUGACUACAAGUCUCAGGUACUUCAAUUAUAUGAUCCAGCUCAUUGUAUUCCAAAGCAGCUUAGGAGACUCAAUUUAUCUUCCUCGCCUUUCCAAUUCGAACAAGAUUCCCCUGAAGACCAGACUUGGUCUUCAGGGGAAUCUUCUUCAACUGGCCUUACAGACUUUGGCUUCUUCAAUUGUUCCCAAAGAGAAGUAAAAUUCAGGUUUAUCCGCUGUCUUAGUAGCCAAAAACACCAGGUUUAUGCCUUCGAUAAACGUGAUGACCUCAUGGACUUACCCCUAUCAUCUUGUACAAAGAUGUAUUCUCUUCGAUCAAUUCCAAAUACUAGAGUGCUCGGUGAUGAUGAGAAAAAUCUUGAACUGAAAUGGUCCAGACCAGCAUGUGUACACUGUGAAGCAAAAGGCAAGAAAUGCAGAUUGAAGAAUAAUAGCACUGCAUUAGAAACCGAAUGCUUCCUCGAAGGUGCAUUAUCAAAGUUAGCGAUCACGGGUGCCACCUUAGGUUCAUUUCUAUUACUACUUGCUGUCUUUGCUCUCUACCGUUUCUAUACUUAUGAUAAAGUAGAAAAAGAACAUCAAGUGAAGAUUGAGAAGUUUUUAGAAGACUACAGAAAUUUCAAACCCACAAGAUACUCGUAUGUCGACAUUAAAAAGAUUACAAAUCAAUUUUCUGAGAAGUUAGGUGAAGGAGCAUAUGGAACAGUAUUUAAAGGAAAGCUUUCCCAUGAAAUCUAUGUUGCAGUGAAGAACCUCAACACUUCCAAGGGAAAUGGGGAAGAAUUCAUAAACGAAGUUGGAACAAUUGGUACAAUCCAUCAUGUUAACGUGGUUCGCUUGGUUGGCUUCUGCGCCGAUGGAUUUAGACGAGCUCUAGUUUAUGAGUUUUUAUCAAAUAAUUCACUAGAAAAGUUCAUAUCUUCAUCGGAUGCCAAGAAUUGUAUUCUUAAUUUGGAUAAGAUGCAAGAUAUUGCUCUUGGGGUAGCAAAAGGAAUCGAAUAUCUUCACCAAGGAUGUGACCAACGAAUCCUCCAUUUUGAUAUUAAACCUCAAAAUGUUUUGCUAGACCAGAACUUCAAUCCAAAAAUUUCUGAUUUUGGUCUUGCAAAGUUGUGUUCAAAGGAUCAUAGUGCAAUGUCCAUGACUACAGUUAGGGGGACUAUGGGUUACAUUGCACCCGAAGUAUUCUCCAGAAAUUUUGGGAAUGUGUCUUCUAAAGCAGAUGUUUAUAGUUUUGGAAUAUUGUUACUUGAAAUAGCCAAAGGGAGGAAAAAUGUUGACAUUACAGUUGAAAACACUAGCCAAGUCUACUUUCCAGAAUGGAUCUACAAUAUCCUGGAACAAAAAGAAGACAUAAGAAUCUUUGUUGAGGAUGAUGGAGAUGAUAAAAUUGCAAAGAAACUUGCAACUAUUGGACUCUGGUGCAUCCAAUGGAACCCAGUGGAUCGCCCUUUCAUAAAAGAUGUGGUUAAAAUGUUGGAAGGAGAAGGAGAUAAAUUAAUUAUGCCUCCUAAUCCCUUUGCCUCUGCUGGCCAUGUAAAAAAUAAUGCAAAUAUGCCUACAAAACGUCAAAACCUAGAGUUGGAGGUCAUCCCAGAAUCAAAAUAAUUGUAUGUAAACUUAGCAUAUGUGAUAAUA
Molecule: messenger RNA, 1980 nt
Organism: Corylus avellana
Lineage: Eukaryota; Viridiplantae; Streptophyta; Magnoliopsida; Fagales; Betulaceae
Source: RefSeq, a predicted model, not a curated record